Molecule: messenger RNA, 996 nt
Organism: Racocetra fulgida
Lineage: Eukaryota; Fungi; Glomeromycota; Glomeromycetes; Diversisporales; Gigasporaceae
Source: the annotation of a GenBank genome assembly
AAACUAUCGCUCUUAACUUAGCCGGCGUAGUUGAUAGUCUACUUAGUAUUUCUACUGCAUUGUCGGCACAAAAUGAAGAAGAACUACAGCGAGGAAAUUUCACUACGAGUCUGCAGGAAAUGUUAAAUGGGCGUGUCAAAGCAUUAAAAGAGACAGGUGGAAGCGCAAGCAAAGGCAAAAGUUCACAAGGAGAAAAAAGUAAACUUUCACAAACUGAAGAAGGCGCUGACAAGCAAGCACCGAAACGCAAGAGGAGAAAUAAGAGGGACGGACCAGCAAAGCCACAAAACGCAUUUCAAUUCUUUUGUAAAAAAGUAUAUCCAGUAUAUAAACAUGAAUAUCCGGAUGAAAAGUAUCACGGAAUAGUUCGCAUAAUGGGUGAGCAAUGGAGAAAAAUGGAUGAUGAUGCAAAAAAGCCAUAUAAAGAUGAAUUUGAGGAAGCACUAAAUAAGUGGAAAAGCGAAUUUUCAAACGACCAAAAUAAGAACGAAGAUCAAGGGACCGUUAAUGGUGAGCCGGCUGACGACGGAAUUGUAGACGAAAAAUCUGUAUCAGGAGACACAAACGCAUCUGACAAAGACUAUAAAGGUUCUAGUAAGAACGGCAGCGACUCUUCUGAUGAUGAAAAAGGAACACCAAGUAGCAUUUCACAAAAGAAAAAUAUGGAAAUUAGUUCGGAUUCUUCAGACGACGAAUAUGAUGAUGGAAGUCACGACGAAUUAAUUUCUACAGAAAUAACAAGAUCUACACAGUCAUCAGACGCCUUAUCAAUUAAUACAGAUGCGCAAAAACGGAAAGCUUUAAUUGACAGAGAUAUGCUCUCCAAGCGAAUUAAAUCUUCAAGUCUUCAAAAUGAUCCAGUGGCCAUGUCUGAGAGUACCAUGAAAUCUAUAUCCAUUCCAAGAGGCAAAGAAAGAAAAGAAAAGAAAUACAAGGACGUCACACAGGCUAAGCCGGUUAAGCAUUCUUCAACAAAAGCAAAGAUGAAUGAUGAUG